UCCUUACUUGCACCAGCUUCAACAUGGUCCUUGGAUCCUCCAACUCCACCUUGGCCUUUCCAGCCUUCCUGACGCCACCUCAGUAUUACAUCUCUCCGGUUCCACCCUGGACCAUCAAAGGCUCUGCUGUGGUCAUUAGAUCAUUCAGCAUAAAGAAGACUGAACUCAACUCACAAUGAAGAUCCUCCUCAUCUUCUUCACUUUCUACCUGAUCUCAGGUGCAGUGAGAUGCUUUAGUGUCACUGGAUAUUCUGGAGGAAGUCUUCUUGUUGAGUCACAGAGGUUUUGGUACAGUUACUCUGUGAAAUACAUGCAUAAGUUAUCUGAGUGGAAGACAGUAUUGUAUGAUAAGAAACAUGCAUGGAUUAAUGAAGGACAAUUCACACUGUUUCAAAACAAUGAGGGAAAACUUGUGAUCUACAUCAGAGAUUUAAAUCAACAAGAUGCUGGAAGAUACGAAAUUGGGGUUGAAGGCCAAUGGUACAUCAAUAUGGCUUUAAAUGUGAAAGAAGAUUCAUGUUGUAAAGUGUCAAAGAGAGUGAUAGUGAGUAAUGGAGAAACUGCAACAUUCAGCUGUGAAUAUUCACAGAGUCAUAUUAAUGAUCCCAAGAUCAUAUUCAAAGAAGGAGAAGACUCUAUUGAGAUGAUUUACAGCACAUGGAAUAAGAAAGAAAGAUUCAGUGUUUCUGAUGACAAACAGAAAAAUAUCUUCAGUGUGAGAAUUUCUGCUGUGAGACCAGAUGAUGGAGGAGUUUAUUUUUGUGGAGUUUGGAUCAACAGACACUCGUACACUUACUCCAUUAUUAAUACUGUUAAUUUGCACAUCAUGAAUAAAGUGCCUGAAGUAACUGGCUACUCAGGAGGUCGUUUGAUGAUCAAGUGUGAACAUCCUCAAUACAAAACCAAUCCAAAAUACAUCUGUAAAGAAUCAGAUGAAUGUUCAGAGAGGAAGAAUCCAGGAGUUCAGGAUGAAUGGAUGGAGAAUGGAGAUGUUUCUUUAUAUGACGACACCAGAGCAGGAGUCUUGAUGGUGUUUUUUAGAGAGCUGAAAGCUGCAGAUGCAGGAACAUACAGGUGUGGAGUGAAUGUGUCUCCCUAUACUGAGAGCUUCACUGAACUUCAGCUGAACGUCACAGACGGUGCAAUUUUUGUGACUGAAUCUGCUCAUCUUGGUGAAGAAGUCAACAUCAUCUGUCAGAUCCCAGAGGAACAUAAAGUUCAUGUCUGCAAAGAGGAUGAUAAUCACAUCUGUCAAAACAUCAGCACAUCUACAGUGACAGAAAUGAAUGGUUCAUCUGAGAGAAAUGAAGAGAGAGUUUUUACAGUGAGCAUCAGUAAUGUGAGCGUGAGAGAUGCUGGAGUUUACUGGUGUGGAGCAGAAACCAGAGACACACAUUUGACUUUCAUCUCCCUGAACACCAAAAUUCAGCUCAACCUCAUCAUAGCUCCAGUAGUGAGACGUGAAGGAGAAUCUGCUGAGAUCAUCUGCCCUUAUGAUUCAAUCUAUAAAUCAAAGUCAAAGUCUCUCUGUAAGGGGAAGUGCUCCACUAGAGAUAGAAAUACUCUCAAUGAAGAGAAAGAGACCAAGACUGACAGAUUGACUCUGAAUGAUGACGGCACUGCAAGUGUCUUCACUGGGACCAUCACUGGACUGACAGCAGAGGAUGCUGGGAAAUACUGGUGUGCAGUGACAUUAGAGAGAGACGUGAAUUAUCUUUACACUCAUCUGAUCGUCAUCAUGAACGAGGAGCUGAACUUGACUAAGUAUGAAGGAGACGACAUGUCAAUCCAGUGCAAACAUCAUGAUGAACAUCAGAAACUCUUCUGUAAAGCACAUGAACCCUCCAUGUGUGUGAAGGAUGGAGUUUCAUUGGAGACGAUCAGAGAUGAUCGAUUCUCUUUCAGUGAUGAAGCUUCUACUGGAGUCUUUACUGUGAACAUCACUGAUCUGAGAGAAGAGGAUUCUGGGAUAUACUGGUGUGGAGCUCACGUCAUCACUAAAGUCAACCUCACUGUUAAUAUUGAUUUCUCUUUGGGCAACAUUAUUUCUUUGUGUUCGACUCUGCUGCUGAUUGGAGGAUUCGCUGUGACCGAGUGUUUAUUAAGAUGAGGCAUUCUCUGGCGUCUUUCCAGCUCUAGACUCUUGGCCUGCGGACCACCUUGAACCUCUUUCCCUGCCAGUAAUGGAAUUUUCCACUAUUUAUGAGACAACGCUUCCCCACCAUUCACAGAAAUUUCCGGCUUUCCAUGUUUUCACUGUUAUAUGGUAGGGGGUGCUAUUACGCAUCUUCUGGAAGAUUACUGAAUAUCCUGAUCAGGUAAAGUAGUAGCAGAAACAAGUGACAUCAUAUGUAAUCCUAUGCAUAUGUAAAAUUAUGCGAUCAUCAACAUUAAACAGCACAUAAAU
Molecule: messenger RNA, 2407 nt
Organism: Megalobrama amblycephala (Wuchang bream)
Lineage: Eukaryota; Metazoa; Chordata; Actinopteri; Cypriniformes; Xenocyprididae
Product: polymeric immunoglobulin receptor-like
Exons: 10
Coding region: 176-2110 (644 amino acids)
Source: RefSeq, a predicted model, not a curated record